Messenger RNA from Fusarium venenatum, 1749 nucleotides. RefSeq lists its product as uncharacterized. The record is from RefSeq and is a predicted model, not a curated record. NCBI's taxonomy places the organism in Eukaryota, Fungi, Ascomycota, Sordariomycetes, Hypocreales, Nectriaceae.
AUGUCGCGGGCGCCCGGCAGCUCAAGCGGUGCUGCGAAGGAGAACACCCCCUCGUCCAACCUCACAAAGUCACUCAUGCGACUCAAGGGAAUUAGGGACGCUCUCGGUGAAAAUACUACAGCUCGCCAACAGCUAUUCCCUAGUGAUGUUUUGAAAAGUCGACUCAACAAAGUUCGACAAGCAUCCGGACAAUCUAUGGAUUUCCUUCCUCAUCAGCGAGCACCUUCGAAAACAACUGAUACUCAGCAUCAGCAAACAAGCCUGGAGUUAGUUUAUGUACCUCAGAAACAAGGGCCUGUCGAGACGGCGCCUCCUCAUCACUCGCAAGCACCUUCUCAACGCCCAUCUGUAAGAGUGGGCUCUCAAGAGGAAGACGAUUUUGAAAAGAGCUCUAGAGGCACUUGGAACUCUCCAAAGUCAAUGGCGCCUUCAAGUGUGUCAACUGAUGUGCAGGGUGCACCUUUGCCAGCACCACUUCAUGUCAUCGAAGCUCUUGGAUCUACGUCAGUAGUGAUUCGACGACCCUCCUUCAGCAAUGUCUCUCUGGCCCUAAGUCAUUGCCCUGUAUCGCUUGAUGAUAAGGAGAAUCAGCCAAUCACUGCCGAAGAGGCAUGGGGCCUAGGCAGGACAACCCAGGAUCAUGUUGACGAAGUCGGUCCUAACGCUCGAAUCUUCUCAGCAACAGCCAUUGAUAAUUGGAAUUGUGGUCAGGAGGAUUACCCUAUCAUCCCUUUGACUGAGAACCGAGACUCUCGCAUCGACGAUUGCGAUAUUGACCCUGCGACUGGCGAGCUUAUUGAUCCAGUUCGAUACAUCAAAUUGCAAAAGGAUAGCCAGGCGAAUCUUGACUGGCGCCGAAUGCAACUCAGUUCGGAGGAGCGCAUUGCGAGAGAGAUUGUUCGCCGAGAGCAGGUGAAGAAAGAGGUUGUACAGAGAGAACAAGAAGAAAAGUAUGCGAAUAUGACUUUUGAAGAGGACAAGGUCCCUGAUGCUGCCUGCACCCUCCGACCGGCAGAGGCUCAAGACUUCCAGGCCAUUGCAGACAUCAUAAACUUGGAACGCGAGCAGGGACAGAACUCCCAAGUGUAUCUUCCCAAGAUUGACCGCAAUCUGAUUCGAACUCUUCACACCGCAUGCCUUCAAAAGCAUCGGCCAUUCAUUGUUGCCAUCCCUGCACCAGCGAAGAUCCCCGACCGUAGCAACUGGUCCAAGGCCGAAGAAGAAGAAUAUCAGGAAUUCCUCAAGUUCAAGCAGUCCCGCGGAACAUCAAAGCCAACCGUUCUCGGGUUUGCUGUCAUCAACGAUGUCCAUCAGGGUUUUCUGGACAGCACUUUUCGCGGUUCCCGCUUCUCGGGCAACAUUACCGUGGUUGUCCAUCCGCAACACUGCAAGAAACUUGUUGGCACGGCCCUCCUCGACAAGAUCUUGUCAUGCGUGCACAUCUAUCACCGCAGCGAAGUUGACUAUACAUGGAAUUGCGCGGAAUCUCGGCAGAUUUACGAGUAUGUAUCUGCACACAACCUCCGAAAGUACAACAAAGUCUAUGUCGAGUUUUUUUCUGUUGGAAAGCAUGAUCCCGAGGUUGAGAAAAUUCAGCGUCUUUUGAACAAGUUUGAUUUCGAGCUCGUGGCCAAAUUCACAGACGCUGUCAAACAUGGAAAUGAACCAGGUGUCUGGAAGAAUCUGAAUGUGUGGGAGCUGGAAGUCCGCACAACAAUCGAGAUUGACGAACUUCCGGAUGAUAUGUGA